Molecule: messenger RNA, 576 nt
Organism: Monoraphidium neglectum
Lineage: Eukaryota; Viridiplantae; Chlorophyta; Chlorophyceae; Sphaeropleales; Selenastraceae
Exons: 1
Source: RefSeq, a predicted model, not a curated record
ACGGCGGCGCAGCGGGCGGCGCGGCUGCGCAAGGAGGCAGUCGCAGAGGCCAAGGCCGAGGCUGCGAAGAGGGCCCAGGCCUCGCAGCCUGCGGCGGCGGCAGCAGCCGGCGCGCGGCAGCCGGCCGCGGGGGCGGCAGAGGAGGUGCCCGCGGCAGGGGGCGGGGCGCACGGCUCGUCGCAGCAGCAAGCCGGGGCAGCCGCGCAGGGCGUGAAUCAGGAGCGGCGCCGGCGGCUGCUGCUGGCAGGGCGGGAGGCCGGGCAGCAGCAGCAGCAGCAGCAGCAGCAGCAGCAAGAGGCGGAGGACGCGCCGCCCUCUGCCGACGACGAGCAGAUGCGGCGGCACGCGGCGGCUGCGGCGGAUGACAUGCUCUCCUUCUGGGCCGCCCGCGGCGCGGCCGCGGCCCCGCCAGCCACAGCGCCGGCGCAGUCCCGCCGUCGGGUGCUGUCCGGCGCGGCCGGCGGCGGCCAGAGCAACGGCACGGGGGCGGUGCUGCGUAAUGGGGUGCGGUUAGUCAACGGGCGUUACCUGGACACCCGGAAGUACCCGACCCUGUACGUCGUGAAUUCACACUUG